GUUCCGCACGGGGGGAGCUGCGGCCGCGUCCCGGCGGCGGUAUGGGCUGGAGCUGACGGCGCCCGCCCCGCACACGCCGAGCGCGGGCGGAGGCAAAAGUUGCGUCUCGCCCGCCCGCGGGAGAAACUUGGCGAGGCGGGGCGGGAGAGUGGAGCCGCGCGGUGCGGGGCCAUGCCCGCCGCCAGCCUGCUGCCGCUGUUCGGGGGCGCGGCGGGGCCGGGGGCGCUGGGCGGCCCCGCGGGCGGCCCCGCGGGCGGCGGGGGCAGGAAGGCGUCGGGCCCCGGCGCGUUCCGGCUGACGGAGAAGUUCGUGCUGCUGCUGGUGUUCAGCGCCUUCAUCACCCUUUGCUUCGGGGCCAUCUUCUUCCUGCCCGACUCCUCCAAGCUGCUCAGCGGCGUGCUGUUCCACUCGGCCGCCCUACAGCCGCCGCCGCCGCCGCCCGGCGGGCAGCCCCGCGCCCCGCAGCACCCCGGGGGCGGCGCGGGCACCGGCAGCCUGGAGCGCAUCCGCGCCGACCACGAGCGGGCUCUGCGCGAGGCCAAGGAGACGCUGCAGAAGCUGCCCGAGGAGAUCCGCAGGGACAUCCGCCAGGACAAGGAGAAACUUCUGCAGGACGCCCGCGGCAGGAAGGAAGCGGGAGCCCCGGGGCUGCCCCAGCGCCCUUACCGACAGCCCAUGGGCGCCGCGGGGCGGGAGCCCGCAGAUCCCGGUGUCCGGCAGCGGAGGGCGAAGAUCAAAGAGAUGAUGGAACAUGCCUGGCAUAAUUAUAAGCGUUACGCAUGGGGAUUAAAUGAACUGAAACCUAUAUCUAAGCAAGGACAUUCAAGCAAUUUAUUUGGUAACAUACAAGGAGCAACAAUAGUGGAUGCCCUUGAUACACUAUACAUCAUGGAAAUGAAAGAGGAGUUCAAGGAAGCCAAGGAGUGGGUUGAAAAAAACUUAGAUUUCAAUGUGAACACUGAAAUUUCGGUAUUUGAAGUGAACAUCCGUUUUGUUGGUGGACUACUUUCAGCCUAUUAUCUUUCAGGAGAAGAGGUUUUCCGAAAAAAGGCAGUGGAGCUUGGAGAGAAAUUAUUACCUGCUUUCAACACUCCCACGGGGAUACCUUGGGCUUUGCUUAAUAUCAAGAGUGGAAUUGGUCGAAAUUGGCCGUGGGCUUCUGGCGGCAGCAGCAUUUUGGCGGAAUUUGGAACUUUGCAUCUGGAGUUUGUACACUUGAGCCAUCUGUCUGGAAACCCUGUCUUUGCUGAAAAGGUAAUGAAUAUUCGAAAAGUUCUAAGUCGACUGGAUAAACCAGAGGGCCUUUACCCCAACUAUCUGAAUCCCAGCAGUGGCCAGUGGGGCCAGCAUCAUGUCUCCAUUGGAGGACUUGGGGAUAGUUUUUAUGAAUAUUUGCUCAAGGCAUGGCUGAUGUCAGACAAGACAGACGAAGAAGGCAAGAAAAUGUAUUAUGAUGCUGUUCAGGCCAUAGAGACCCACCUCAUUCGCAAAUCAAGCGGGGGGCUGACAUACAUCGCUGAGUGGAAGGGUGGACUGCUUGAACACAAGAUGGGACAUCUCACUUGUUUUGCUGGAGGCAUGUUUGCUCUUGGAGCAGACGGAGCACCUGAUGACAAGACAGGCCAUCAUAUUGAGCUUGGUGCUGAAAUUGCUAGGACCUGCCAUGAGUCCUAUGACCGUACAAGCAUGAAACUGGGACCAGAAGCCUUCAGAUUUGAUGGUGGUGUUGAGGCCAUUGCUACAAGACAAAAUGAAAAAUACUACAUCCUACGACCAGAAGUCAUAGAGACCUACAUGUACAUGUGGCGGCUCACUCACGACCCAAAGUACAGGGAGUGGGGAUGGGAAGCUGUAGAGGCACUGGAAAAACAUUGCAGAGUAGAUGGUGGCUAUUCUGGCAUUAGAGAUGUUUAUCACAAUCAUGAAAGCCAUGAUGAUGUGCAGCAAAGUUUCUUCCUUUCAGAGACACUCAAGUACUUGUAUUUGCUGUUUUCUGAAGAUGAUCUUCUUCCAUUUGAACACUGGGUCUUCAACACAGAGGCUCAUCCUCUCCCUAUUCUUCACAAUGAUGAUGAGAAUAAAGAAGAAAACCCGAAAUAGAUGAAGAUUUUUGUUUUGCUCUUUAGAUCUCUUUUGAAGACUUGGGCACAUGAUUAGGGUUUAAAUUCCUGUGUUAAAUUUUUAAAUCAAGUGCUUUGCAGUCUGUUUUCUUUAACAGUAAAUACUUAUGAAUGGACUUCCAACUCUUCACUCCUCUUAUCCAGCUGAACCAGUUCCUGGAAGAGAUAUAGGACCUCUCUCCAGAUUUUGUUAGGCUGCAGUAUCACCUUGGCCAAAAGGAGCAGAGUGUCUGCACGUUGUUCCUGUCAUGCUUUUAAUUUGACUGCAAAAUUCUUUCCUCCUCUAUGAGGAGAUGUCUGCUUUAAGCUGUAAUAUUUUGCCAUGUUGCAAAAAGCCAUAUUGAAUUAAGUAUAAAGAGCUUUUUUUCCCUUUUUUUUUUGUUCUCUGUUAAUUUGUUUUGUGUGUCAUCCAAGACAAAUCUUGUGACUGUGACAGCCUCUUCUUAUGCGGGUCUAUCAUCACUUGGUAAAGUAUCUGAUGUAUUUCAUUGUCAUUGAAUUCCACAUAGGAAUAUUUUCAUCUCAUGCAGACACAACUCUGAAACUGUGGUAUGCGUUGAAGUUAGUCUAAACUUAGUUUUUAUGAAUUUAGCACAUUAGAUAGCAGACCUUAGUUUUUUGAGUUUUGAUUAGAAUAUUGUAAUAGAACAAAUUGAUUCCUUCCUUUUCUAAGUGGUAUUAUUCUCAUGUCUUUAGUCAGGCUAAUAUGGAGUAAAAUAAGAUAGUCAUUUCAUAUCAAGAAAGGAAGUCUUGCCUCCUUUAUAUAUUUAGUCCAGUAGCUUUCAUUUGGUUGGAUGGUAAAAAGACAAAAAUUAUUGGAUGACCUUUUCCUGGUAGCUGAGAAUUGUACCAGAAACAAUUUGUUUGGUUUUCUGGGACUCAAACAUUCAGAUAAGUUCAGACUUGACACCAGACUUGAUAAUUUACUGUCACAAAGCAAUUUAAUAUAUCUACAUGAAUAAAAUCAGAUGUCCAAAUUCCUUGAAGAAAAUUUGUCCACUUAAAAGAUAAUAAUUCAGAGAGGAAAUUUUCCAGUGUAGAACUAAAACUUUCUGAAAGCACCGAGUCCGUUUGCUCUGAGCGACUUUAAAUGCUUAAAGUUAUUCCCUAGAUUAGAGGCCUGGCUUACUAAGAAGGGUUAGAGCUAUGCCAAAAAUGUUCUACUUUGUACCAUCGCCAAAGGGGAAAAAAAACAGGCACCAUUAAUUCUUAUUUCUACUGAAGUGUAAUUUGGAGUCGUUUACAUGAUUAUUAAGUCUACGUAGGUUUUCAUUUAAUGACAAUAUGACUUUCGUAUGUUUGGAAUAGGGUAUAACACCUGGCUUCCCAUUCUGAGAAAACACAUUAUUCACUGAUUUGACUGCAGCAAAACAAAUAUGGUUCUUAACAGUAAUCUUCUUUAAAGGUAUUUAGUAAGAUAGCUCACAUUUCCAGCAAAGCUAAUCACAGGGGAGGAAGCACAUUUGUUUAGGCAUUACAUAGUAUGUUUUUUUCCUGUACUGGUAGAGGUCUGUGAUGUAGUUUUUCAGAGGUAGAAGCCAAGAGCAAAGAUAACAUUUUUGCAUCUGGUAGCCAGAGGCUGACCCAUAACCGUGACCCUCUGGAGUCCAUAAAGACAGCAGAGCUGCUCUGCUUCCCCUGCAAACAGAGAAGGUGGCACGUGCCACGUGAGCUGCCAAAGACAUUUAUGUAGGAGGCAAAGCAAGAGGCUCUGCGGUAAUGCAGCACAGGACUGGCAGAGCUGUGCAUUCCUGCGUGAAUGGGGCUGAGCCUGGGCAACCUAGAGCUGGGCCAAGUAGCACGGAGAAACUCUGUGGAGUAAAACAAAAAUUCUCUUUCCUCUGUAACCAAAAAGUAAUAAUAAUUAAUUCUGUCUCAGUUAUCUUUAUUAGGUCAUCUGCUGCUGCGUUAUCACAUGGUUGUGCAUGUGCUGCUGUAUGCCUCCUAUCUGUUAAAUAUUUACAGUAGCUCAGACAAAAACAGCCUUUGAGAAAUGUGUUUUGUAAGCCUCUUUUUACGUGGUUUUGUUAACCACAGUAUGUUUCCCCUAGAAGUGUCUAGUGAUCCUGUUAAGAUUUCUUAACAAGCUGAAAAGAAACAGUGGAGUCGCUCUUCUCUGUGUUUCAAAAAGCAGGCUAGAAACACACAACUACCGUAUGCAUUGGGCCCUUUGUAACAUAAAUAUAAGCAUCAUGACUGUUUCCUUGUAAAACAGACAUUUAGUAUGAAUAUAUAUAUUUCUUUUUAGUUUGGGAGUUGUGAAAGAGCACAAAUUUGAUGUGACUGGUAUUGGUAUUCAGGUUGUAUGUAAAAACUGCACUAUACUGUACUUUUUGUAAACUAAUGUAAGUAGACGAGAAGAUUGUACAAUGUAUAAAUCUGCCAAGUGUAAGAAAAAAACACUUUUCAUAAACUGAGAAUAUAUUGAUUUUUCUCCCUUUUCUUUUUUUUUAAAAAAAAAUAACCCCAAAACACCAAAGUCAGUACUUACAACUGCUUAUUAGGUUGCUGAGAUAACAUGCAUUUUAUUUCCUGUUCAUGAACCAGCUGCGUGGAAGUGGCUGGUGAUGGUCACCUUGUCCCCAGUCCUUCAUAAGAGCAAAAGAAAUUGCUUGGUGGGGGUGUAGGGGCAUUAUCUUUGCAUAAACACACUGCCUACACUUUCCAUUUCUUUGUAGCAUCAUAAUGAAUUUGAAACUGCAUAUGUUAAAUCCUAAGAGGUAGAUCACUUUAAAUGGCACCCACGUUGUGUCAUGGGAAAAAAAAUGUUUUAAUUGUUUGUGAGAUACGUGUUGCAUAUGUGUUGGUUGUACACAGAUUUUUGCAAUGCCCAGUAGCUCACUGUUUCUAUGGUGACUUCAUCAUACAUAUUAUCCAUUUCUAUCAUGCAUUUAAAUUGGUUUUGAUUUGUACAUAGCUCAUCUAGUCUUUUCAUCUUUGUAUUAACUGAAAUUAUGGAAUAUAUAAUAGAUCAAGAUGCUUAAUUUUUAAGAACUUAUAUUUGUAAAAAUUUCUCUAUUGUGAAUAAAGUCUUUUAAU
Cuculus canorus (common cuckoo) is the source of this 5159-nucleotide messenger RNA. It is a transcript of the gene MAN1A1, whose product is annotated as mannosidase alpha class 1A member 1. The record is from RefSeq and is a predicted model, not a curated record. Gene Ontology annotation, molecular function: mannosyl-oligosaccharide 1,2-alpha-mannosidase activity; calcium ion binding. The transcript has 12 exons. Gene Ontology annotation, cellular component: extracellular exosome; endoplasmic reticulum; Golgi membrane. The coding region runs from base 172 to 2100 and encodes 642 amino acids. Gene Ontology annotation, biological process: carbohydrate metabolic process; N-glycan processing. NCBI's taxonomy places the organism in Eukaryota, Metazoa, Chordata, Aves, Cuculiformes, Cuculidae.